GCUGCAGCUCACGAGGUUCGAGGCCAGUUUUGCUUCAUCGGCACAGUGGAGGCGAGUCACAUCGACUCUCUUCUUCAGCGCUCCUCUAAUUCACUCCGCAAGUGCAGCAAAAUGUCGUCGUUUCUGCACCAAAGACCCCUCCAAUCCACGCUCUCCUACUUCCAUGAGCCGUCGUCUCAUCCCUCUUCGACGCUCGCUCAGAAACAUCCUUCGAUCUUCAACCGUGCUGGCCUCUUGGUCCUCCUGUUGGUUCUCGUGAUUCUCGGCGUCUUCAUGCCGUGGUCGGAAAUGCACGAGGGCAUUUUCUGGAGCACGAGGCCUGCGCUCACCAAAUGGCGGGACUACACCUUGGCUCAGGCGGCGUCGGUCGUGGCGAAGAACGGGACGGUGAUCGUGUGCGCCGUGAGCCAGCCUUACUUGCCCUUCCUUAAUAACUGGCUGAUUAGCAUUGCCAGGCAAAAGCACCACGAGAAGGUGCUCGUGAUCGCCGAAGACUAUGCCACGCUUUAUAAGGUCAAUCAGAGGUGGCCUGGGCACGCGGUUUUGAUCCCUCCGGCUCCUGAUACACAGACUGCACAUAAGUUUGGUUCUCAGGGGUUCUUCAAUUUUACAUCACGAAGACCUCGCCAUCUGCUGGACAUUUUGGAGCUUGGAUAUAAUGUUAUGUACAAUGAUGUUGAUAUGGUUUGGUUGGCUGAUCCAUUUCCUUAUUUGGAAGGAAAACACGAUGUGUACUUCACCGAUGACAUGGCUGCUGUGAAACCCCUGGACCAUUCUCAUGAUUUACCGCCUCCUGGAAAGAAGGGUCGGACUUACAUAUGUAGCUGUAUGAUCUUCCUGCGCCCCACUGUCGGUGCAAAACUUGUGAUGAAGAAGUGGAUCGAGGAACUUCAAGCUCAACCGUGGACAAAAUCGAAAAAAGCCAAUGAUCAGCCUGCUUUUAAUUGGGCACUGAUGAAAACCUCUGGACAGGUUGAUCUCUACCUGCUGCCCCAGAAAGCCUUCCCCACGGGAGGCCUUUAUUUCAAGAACCAGACAUGGGUACAGGAAACCAAGGGAAUGCAUGUUAUAAUCCAUAACAACUACAUUACAGGCUUCGAGAAAAAGAUAAAGCGCUUCCAGGAUUUUGGUCUCUGGUUGGUGGACGAUCACGCCAAUGAGUCCCCCCUCAGCAGGUUGUGAGAAAUUCAUCACCAUCCUUUUUCUUGUAGUGAGGCUCUGCAACAAUUUCACCACUGCUAAUGCUGACCCCCGGGGCUGUUUGUUGCUGCUGCCGCGACAUCGCGAGGUAGAUGAAGUCAGAGGACCAUGCUGCAAAUUCUGCAGCUCAUACACUCCGUGUUUCAGUUUUGCUGUUGCUGCUGGCUCUUGUUAGAGCAAAGAGCCUCUGUUUCAUUUAGUUACAUUUUCGCGUAGAUUUAUGAUCUUUGCCCAUCUCACUGCAAAGUUUUUUUAUUGAUUCUUUGUAUCACGAAUCAUACAAAAAGGAAAAAUCAGAGGCAGAUCAAUUCGCCUGUGUAAA
Messenger RNA from Rhodamnia argentea, 1522 nucleotides. RefSeq names its product UDP-D-xylose:L-fucose alpha-1,3-D-xylosyltransferase MGP4. The record is from RefSeq and is a predicted model, not a curated record. The transcript has 4 exons. Gene Ontology annotation, cellular component: Golgi apparatus. Gene Ontology annotation, molecular function: glycosyltransferase activity. NCBI's taxonomy places the organism in Eukaryota, Viridiplantae, Streptophyta, Magnoliopsida, Myrtales, Myrtaceae. Bases 112 to 1182 code for a protein of 356 amino acids.